Molecule: messenger RNA, 2481 nt
Organism: Cylas formicarius (sweet potato weevil)
Lineage: Eukaryota; Metazoa; Arthropoda; Insecta; Coleoptera; Brentidae
Gene: SCAR
Product: actin-binding protein WASF3
Exons: 5
Coding region: 562-2208 (548 amino acids)
Biological process (GO): actin cytoskeleton organization; positive regulation of Arp2/3 complex-mediated actin nucleation
Cellular component (GO): SCAR complex; cytoskeleton
Molecular function (GO): protein kinase A regulatory subunit binding; Arp2/3 complex binding; actin binding
Source: RefSeq, a predicted model, not a curated record
UUAAAUGGUUAUUUGAAUUAAUAAUUGUAUGUAUUGCGAAAACCAAGUUUUGUCCUGUUUAGUAAAAAAAAAACGAAUCUGAGGUUUAUCGGAAAAUCGAUAUAACUAUAAUCUCAAAGGCGCUAACGUUUUAAAAUACAAAAUGAAGGAUUAUUGACUUUUGGGGAUAGGCAGUUGAUAAUUUAAUAAUAACCGUGGGUUAUCGAUGAAAUUCCCGAAGCGUAUUAUUUUAAAUAACGUCAUCGUCUAAUUUACUAGCACGCAGAGGCGGUUCACGAUGUUAUAGGUGGCCCGAAAAGGGGACGAAAAAAAAAACACAAUUUUAACGGGAAAUGUUUAAACUCGAAACGUGGACAGUUUAAAAAUGAGUCCGAGUGAGAUUUUAUUGAUUAAACAGUCUUUGAAAUGAGUCAUUUCCUGGUGCUGAUAAUGAGGAUACCGUUUCGUACCAGAUUGCCGACUAAAGCCAUGUGUUUAAAAUCGUCUGACGGUUUUUGUUUUGGUUAUUUUUUUACAUUCCCGAGAACCCCGCUAGAGCGCCCUAAACAAUAACGGAUCAAAAUGCCACUGCCGAAAAGGGUCAUCGAACCGGUUCAUAUCACCAGGGGCACCCUGCCCGAGGACCUGCCCUUGCCGUCGGAAUUGGAAGGGGUAACCAACGGUACCCUAGCAAACACCGUCAGGCAGUUAUCGUCUCUAUCGCGGCACGCGGAAGAUUUGUUUGGGGAGCUCGCCAGGGACGCUCAACAGAUCUACGAUCGAUCGAAUUCGCUGCAGGCCCGGAUCGAUCGUCUCGCGGUUAAAGUGACGCAGCUGGACAGUACCGUGGAAGAAGUGAGCCUGCAGGACAUCCACAUGCGAAAGGCGUUCAAGAGCGCUACGGUGUUUGACCAGCAGAUAUUCUCGCGUGGCACUAUGCCGACCGCAAUGCAGGAGACGUACAGCUCGUGCGACAAGCCGCCCCCCCUCGACAAGCUGAACUGUUACCGGGACGACGGCAAGGACGGCCUGAAAUUCUACACGGAUCCGAAUUACUUCUUCGAAUUGUGGCGCGCCGAGAUGCUGAACGACACGGAACGCAUGAUGCACGACCGGGGCAAGAACAAACCGCACCGUGGCGCGAGAGGGGCGGCGGACGGGGCGCAGGGCGGCGGUAACCGUCACAAGAAACGCGUCCGCCAGCCGCAUAGCACGCGCGAGCGCCAGAAGCAGAUCGCACGGGAGCACGGCGAAUACAUAAUGCCCCAGAACACUAUAUACAGGACGCCCCAGCACUUGUACCAACCCGAAAUCGACGGGGGCUCGGUUCCCGAGCAUCUGCUCCUUCAACAGCAGCACCAGCAACAACAGCAAAGAGCCGCUCGUCCGAACUCGAUCGAAAUCCGACGUUCGUACCAAAGGGAGCAAGAGGUGCCGGACGGGAUGCAUUCGCCGCCCCCGCAGCAACAGCAGGCGUCCAAUUACGACGACCACAAUCCGUAUCAGCACGGGAUGUACGGCCAGGGGCCGCUCAGUUCGGAGUCUCUGUACGCGGGCGGCACCCCCACCAGGGGCGGCAAACUAAGGCCCAGUCAACCGCCGCCCGCGCCGCCCUCUAACCAGAGCACUCCGUCGAUCGGCACCCCGACCCGCGGCCGAGGUUCCGGUCGCGACCAGUUACCGCCGCCGCCGCCUCCGCCCGAAGGCACCGCCCCCACCUCGACGCCGCUGCCACGCGACGUCAUAUCCGCCUCCCAUUCGGUCGUCUGCAGUCCCGAGGCGAACGCGCAAGAGUUGCCGCCUCCGCCGCCCACUCCGAAGCAACAGACGUCGCCGCCCAAACAGCAAGUCGCCGCCGCCCCGCCCCCACCACCGCCCCCGCCGAUGCCGACCGCGAUGCCCGGCCCGAUGAUGAACGGCGACCUGAUCAGGUCGUUGACGACGUCCCCGCCCAAAUUGACGCCGGUCAAAGAUCGGGUAUUGUCGAAAAUGGGUCCGCCGUUGGCCGAUCCGCGUAACGAUCUGCUCAAGGCGAUCCGCGACGGCAUCAAACUGCGCAAGGUCGAAAAGAGCGAGCAGCGACAGGAGAUCGACCGUAGCGCCAACGGUCUGCACGACGUCGCUAGUAUAUUGGCGCGACGCGUCGCCGUCGAAUUUAGCGACUCGGAAUCGGGCAGCGACAGCGAGUGCGACUCGGAGGGGUGGGGCGAGAACGAGACGUCCGCGUGACACAGGCGGAAACCGAGCGAGUCGUCGCAGCAACAGCAGCAGGCGUCCUAUUAGGCGGUUUCGUUUGUUUCUUUUUUUUUCGAGCCGCGGAAGGGCGGGAAAAGGAGUCGAGUCAAUUUUUGCUUCUAAAGGCUAAUUUUAGAAAUGCAGUGAAGUCCGGAUAAAUAACUAAUAAUAAAUAAGUGAACUUUUGUACUCACCCGAUGUUUACGCAAUGAAUGGAAGUUUUUACAUAAUAUAUAAUAUUAUGUUGUAAAAAAGUGCCACGAUAUA